AUGGGACUUGACAAAAUAAAAAUAAAGGUCAUCGAGGAUAAAGUAAAAUACACAGUUUUCAAUGAUCCUGUUCAUGGCACUAUUUCUCUUCAUCCAUUUCUGGUUAAAAUAAUUAAUACACCACAGUUUCAAAGGCUCAGAAAUAUUAAACAACUUCAAGGAGCUUACUUCGUUUACCCAGGUGCUUGUCAUAACAGAUUUGAGCACAGCAUUGGAACAGCGCAUUUGGCAGGAAAACUUGUCCGCCAGUUAAAGGAAAAUCAGCCCAACCUUGGAAUUGAUAAAAAAGAUAUUCUUUGUGUGGAAAUCGCGGGUCUUUGUCAUGAUCUUGGCCACGGUCCAUUUUCCCAUUUGUUUGAUACAGAUUUUUACACCGCAGUGAGUGCAGAAAAAAUUCCGCAUGAAAAGAUCUCAAAUGAUCACCGGGAAAAAGAUGAAAAUAAUCCAGGACGACCUGGAAAAGAGUUUCUGUAUGAAAUUAUUUCCAAUGAGCGAAAUAAAGUUGACGUGGACAAGUGGGAUUAUUUUGCUAGAGAUUGCUAUCAACUUGGAAUGCAGAAUGGCUUCGAUCACAAUCGUUUUAUGCAAUUUAUGAGAGUAAUAAAGGUAGACGGAAAUUGGCAAUUGUGUGUUCACAAGAAAGAAUGCUUCAAUUUAUACCAAAUGUUUCACACGAGGUAUUGCCUCCAUCGUAGGGCUUAUCAACACCCCGUUGUUAAUGCCGUUGAGGAAAUGUUCACCGAGGCUUUGGUUCAUGCUAAUGAACACGCUAUCGAUGGUAUUAAAUUGUCAGAAUGUGCAAAAAAUUUGAGUGUCUUCAUGAAGCUUGAUGAUGGUAUUUUUCAUACAAUUUUGAAUUCUACAAAGAAGGAACUGGAAAAGUCAAGAGAAAUACUUGAAAGAAUAUUGAGAAGAGAAAUUUAUCAGACAGUGGCAAACGAGAAGAUGAAGGAUCACCAACAAAAGUACACGGAAGAAUUUAUAAAAGAAGAGAUUGGUUCCCAACAAAAUCUUAAGGAACAUUUGAUUGUAAAAAUAGUGAAGCUAAACUACGGAAUGAAAGAAGGGGGAAAUCCCAUUGAUUUAUACAAUUUUUAUUCUAAAAACAGCCCGGAUGUUGCUUCACCAAUUCCAAAAGACGAAAUUUCCAGCAUGCUACCACCUGUAUUCGAAGAAUUUCGGUUGCAAAUAUUCUGUAAAAAUCCAGAAAAGUUUAAGGACGCUAUGGAAGCAUUUGAAUCUUGGUGGAAAAAAGAAAUGCAGGAAGCACUCAAGAGAAAGUCAUAUGACAAACCAGGUACUAGUAAGAGAACCUGUGAAGAAGAAACAAUUUCAGCACACAAUUGA
This is a messenger RNA of Styela clava, 1347 nucleotides long. The record is from RefSeq and is a predicted model, not a curated record. NCBI's taxonomy places the organism in Eukaryota, Metazoa, Chordata, Ascidiacea, Stolidobranchia, Styelidae.